Molecule: messenger RNA, 1618 nt
Organism: Drosophila arizonae
Lineage: Eukaryota; Metazoa; Arthropoda; Insecta; Diptera; Drosophilidae
Gene: Utx
Product: Utx histone demethylase
Biological process (GO): regulation of gene expression
Cellular component (GO): MLL3/4 complex
Molecular function (GO): protein binding; RNA polymerase II cis-regulatory region sequence-specific DNA binding; histone H3K27me2/H3K27me3 demethylase activity
Source: RefSeq, a predicted model, not a curated record
UUUAUUUAUAUAGGGGCCGCCGCCACCCUACCCACAUAAUUAUGGAAGUCAAACCAAUCCAACACCCGCAAAACGAGCAAAAGAUGAUGAUACUGAAAUGUCGACGAUUAAUAGAUCAGAGAAAUUAGAAACUAAUACACAAUUCUCACAACAAAAUAAAAAAAUAUUUAGUGUGCAGCAAGACAAACUUGGACUACAGCUAACCGCUUCAAACUGUCAUCCUCUUAACAUAAUGUCUUCAUCAGCAACACCUGGAAGUGAUGUUUCAUCUGGAAGAAUAAAUACGUAUUCUUCUGAUGCAUCAUCAACUAAUAUUAUUAAAGAAGAAUCAACUGAUUUGGAACAUUUUUCUUCAAACAAUCAGGUUUCAUUAGGUCGGUCGAUUACUACAUGCAGUCAAAACUCUUCGGAAUUAAUUAAAGACUUUAACCAAAGUUAUUUCGAUAAUAGCAAAAACUCUGUUAAGCAUGAAAGCUCAACACAAAGCAAUGAUGAUAGUUAUAUUAUUGAACAGAAGACUAAAAAUGAAUAUGAUCUUAAUCCCGAUAUAUCACCAAAAUUCAAUAUACACAUGGAAUCUAAGCAAUUAUGGUCUGCAGUACAGCUUUUACCGGUUCAUGAGCCACCAAUCAAUUUUACUGUUUUUUUGAGAAAUUCCCCUCCGCCAACGCCACCGGAUUGUCCGCCACAGAAACUUUCAAGGGAACAGCUCUUACCACCAACGCCGUCGGUCCACUUGGAAAAUAAAAAAAAUGCUUUUAGUCCACAGUUGCAGGAGUUUUGUCUAAAGCAUCCUAUUGCAGUUGUACGUGGACUAGCUGGCGCUCUUAAAUUAGAUUUGGGACUCUUUUCAACUAAAACCCUGGUCGAAGCUAACCCGGAUCACAGCGUUGAAGUCAGAACCCAAGUGAAUCAGUCUCCUGAUGAAAACUGGGAUAUAUCUCAAGCAAAGCGAGUUUGGGCUUGUAUAUCUCAUCGAUCUCAUACAACUAUAGCAAAAUAUGCUCAAUAUCAGGCAUCAAGCUUUCAAGACAGCUUAAAGGAUGAAGGCGACAAAGGCUCAGUUGGAUCCCAAGUGAUGUCGGAUUCCGAUUCGAAGGACUCAGUAUCCAAUUCGAAUAUUAAUUUAAAACGUAAAAAAAACAAAAACGGUAGUAAAAUGCUAAGGUUCGGAACCAAUGUUGAUCUUUCUGAUGAACGAAAAUGGAAACCGCAAUUAAGCGAAUUACAAAAGUUGCCUGCUUUUGCUAGAGUAAUUUCUGCUGCCAAUAUGUUGUCUCAUGUAGGUCACGUCAUUUUGGGAAUGAAUACUGUGCAAUUAUAUAUGAAAGUGCCUGGAAGUAGAACACCUGGGCAUCAAGAAAAUAAUAAUUUUUGCUCAAUAAAUAUAAACAUUGGUCCAGGAGACUGUGAAUGGUUUGCUGUCCCAGAUUCUUAUUGGGGUGGCAUCCAUAAUCUUUGUGAAAAAAACAAUAUCAGCUAUUUACACGGCUCGUGGUGGCCUGUUUUAGAAGAUUUAUAUAAAGAAAAUAUUCCAGUCUACCGGUUCAUUCAGAAGCCUGGAGACCUAGUUUGGGUAAAUGCUGGGUAAGUAACUCAAGAUAAUAGGAAUUUUUUC